AUGGCAGCUGAAAAAGUAUUCGGCGAGAACGUCAGCGUAGCUGCCAACCGUAAACGAUCCGCUCAAAGAAUAAGGCCGAAAAUCCUGUCAUCAUUGCCACUCCAAGUGUUUUUGUAUUCCAGCAAAUACUUGUAUGUGGUGUGGACGGGAGCGAUGAUUUCUGUUCUAGUUAUCAAGUCACUAGCCGACUCAUCACCUUCAACACCAAACCUAUUCAUGUACACGCUCUUUGCUGGGUUUAUGCUGCUAGAGCCAUUGCGAAUCUUUAUGGGAUACACGGGGAAUCUACGAGAACAAGUGGGCGAGCUCGCCAUAUGCGUCAUACUGGGAAUACUGCAGAUCGUGAUUUGCGUCUACUUUGUUAAUCUGCAGCAGCUGGCUGGAAGUAGUCCAUUACCAUGGGAGUUUGGUAUUAAUAUAGCCUACAUAAUAUGGCUAGUGCCUCAAAUCUUUCUAGCAGUGCUUGCUGGAAACAGAUUCAUUCAGGCACAGAAUCAAGCCUUCCUGCUAUCGCUCGAUGAGCAUACGGGCCUACUUACUUCAACCCCCACAAUACCACCACCAAACAAGAAAGCCUUACUGUGA
Messenger RNA from Synchytrium microbalum, 585 nucleotides. RefSeq lists its product as uncharacterized. Gene Ontology annotation, cellular component: ciliary transition zone. The transcript has 4 exons. Bases 1 to 585 code for a protein of 194 amino acids. The record is from RefSeq and is a predicted model, not a curated record. Gene Ontology annotation, biological process: non-motile cilium assembly. Lineage: Eukaryota; Fungi; Chytridiomycota; Chytridiomycetes; Synchytriales; Synchytriaceae.